UGGACUCCAGCUGGUAAGGAGUCUGUUGCCUAGUUAGCCUACCAUUCAGGGUGCGGUUAAUACUGACUAAAAGAAUACUGCUGCACAGUUAGACUCCCAAGAGGAACCAGGCAGAGGGAGGAUGGAACCUCUUACAUUCCUCCUCCUAUUAGCAGGACUAGUGGGAGCAGCAUCUACUGACAAUUCAACAACAGAAAACAUCACAUCAGCACCACCCUCACCAACAGCAACAGUCAACACGAACAUGGCCUCAUUACCAGUUAACCCAACUUCAUCGGGUAACGUGACGUCAGCAACACCCUCACAGACAACACCAGGCAUCAUGACCUCUCCGCCACUCAAUGCAACCUCACCAAAAAACGUGACAUCAGCACCACCCUUACCACCGUCUCUCAAUGCAACCUCACCUCAAGUCAACAUGACCACAAUUCCACAUACUUCACCGGGUAUAGUGACAUCAGCACCACCCACAAAACUAGUCAGCAUGACCUCAGUGCAUCUAAAUGCAACCCUACCAGAACCAGUCAACAUGACCGCAGCGUCACUCAGUACACCCAGCAUGACCUCACCAACAGUCAAGCCAUUAUCUCCAGACCUAACUUCGCAAGGAACAUCCAUACUUUCAAAUGUCACCUUUUUUAGCACUACAACUAAAGCUGCAGCUCCAACCACAACUACAACUGCCGCGCCAGCACAAGCACCUAAAAUCAAUUUAGGAUUUAAGCUGCAGGAAACCUUUUCACCAGAACUUGCAAACAAAAGCUCACCAGCCUUUAAACAGUUAGAAUCAAAAGUGACUGAACAGCUCAACAGCGUCUAUAGUAAAAAAUUUGGAUCUAGCUUCAAACAAACUGUCAUCAAUAGUUUCAGUCAAGGAUCCAUUGUGGUUGAUGCUGAGCUGAUAUUCAAUAAUGUCAGCACAUUACCAAAUAUCAGCUCUGCAGUUGCAACUUUGACAGAAGCUGUUGCAAGCCCAACUUUUAACCUCUCAGUUAACACGUCAUCUAUUUCAGCAAAAGCUGUGACAAUAGCACCAACAGAACAAAUCACAACAUCAUCUUCAACAAUGAAUCCAAGUACCACACCAGCUACUGCCAAUGCCACGAAUGCUACCUCAAAUGCAGCGACAACUUUGGGCUCUAAUACAACUGCAGCCACAACAGUGGGUUCCAAUACAACUGCAGCUACAACUGUGUCUCCAAAUACAACAACCACUUCCACUACAGUGACAACAUUACCCACAACAACUACCAGCACUGCAUCAACAGAUCCUCCUACUGCAAGUCAAGGAGCCCUUGGUCUGAUAUUCAGUCUCAGCCAAACUUUUACAGCAGACCUCGCAAACUCAAGUUCAUCAGCUUUUCAGGCUUUAGCUCAAAAAGUGACCAAUGAGGUAAAUGCUGCAUGUAAACGUGUCUAUGGAUCAUCCUUCCUUCGUUCCUUUGUUAAAUCAUUCCGGUCAGGAUCAGUGGUUACCGAUAUGACUCUUGUAUUCCAAGACAAAGCCUCAGUUCCUACAGUAAACAAUUUAACCACAGAACUCGCUGCAAAUAUUAACUCUUCUUCCCUGAACAUUAUACCAGGCAGUCUUAAUGCAACUGAGCUCAAUAUUACAACAACCCCAACCACUGCUUCUAACAUUACUACAGCUGCAACAACUGCAGCUACAGCAGUGGUUUCCAAUACAACUGCAGCUACAACUGUGUCUCCAAAUACAACAACCACUUCCACUACAGUGACAACAUUACCCACAACAACUACCAGCACUGCAUCAACAGAUCCUCCUACUGCAAGUCAAGGAGCCCUUGGUCUGAUAUUCAGUCUCAGCCAAACUUUUACAGCAGACCUCGCAAACUCAAGUUCAUCAGCUUUUCAGGCUUUAGCUCAAAAAGUGACCAAUGAGAUAAACAGACUGGUUAAAAAUGUCUUUGGAUCAUUCCUACGCUCCAGGGUUAACAGCUUUAAGAAUGGAUCAGUAGUUGUCGACAUGACUCUUGUGUUCCAAAAUCAAAGCUCGGUUCCAUCACUAACUAAUGCAACUACAGCGCUGACACAAGCACUCCAAAAUACCACACUGGGCAUCAUAGAAGGCAGUAUAAGAGUGUCAUCAUCAACCAGUCUUCAGUCUACAAUUGGCAUAUGGGCGCUAACACUGUUGACUGUGGCACAAAUCAUGAUCAACAUGUAGGCACCACUCAAGUUCACUCCAGUGACUUCACCAAAAGUUUUUACUGUGCUAUAAAACCGGGUGUGCCGACCAAAGGAAAAACAAAAGAUAUAAGAAGCUAGCAUUAUGAAAUUUACCAAGAUGAAGUAAUUUGGUGCUCAGAUGUGUGCUGAGUGUAAAAGAUUAAUAUAUAUAUAUCUUAUAGUAUUUUCCAGACACAAAUUUAUGGUGCAAAAUAUCUAAUACUUUUUGGCAACGUAUUGGCAGUUACUUGUGAGUAACACAUUAGCUUGUUAGUGCACUUGUUUUCGUUGCUAUUGUGGCAUUAAAAAAAACUAUAAAAAACAUACAUAUUAAUUUACAAUAUGCAUUGCAAGAUGCGAAUUAAUAUCCAAACAUAUUAUUGAGUUAAAUGGUGAAAGAGAAGAUGUGCAUAUUUAAUGAUGUGAGUUGAACUGAAAUGAUCUUGAUGCAGCAGACAAGUGAUUGAUUCUGUCAUAAUCAUACAGUAUCAGGUGAAUAGUUUGGAAGGUGGACUUUAAAUGAGAAACAGCAUACUAGUCUAGCAAAAUAUUUACAUACUACUGUCUUAAUAAAAAUAAGUUGUUUUUCUUCUUUUCAUUGAUUAAUUAGUGCAUUGAUUAAAAGAUCUGUAUGCCUCUAUAAUGAAAUUAAUAAAACCAUUAUUUAUUCAACCAAGUACUAGAAUCUUAGGCUUAAUAUGCUUCUUGUGAUUUGUAAAUGCCAUCUCUUUUACUCUGCAUUUUUUCCUUUUAAUAUCAGAAGAAGGAAAAACUACUGCAAAUAAUAAUUAUUAGUGGUGUGGUGAAUGUGAUUUGUAGAUUUGUGAACUUUAUAUUUAUCAAAAUAAAGAUUAUGACAAUUACCAGGUUUGUGUACUACAAAACAAUUAAUGCGUUAAGGAGCUAUUUUGAGAUUAAAGUCAGAGUGUUCUGUGUCAAGCAAGAGCCUAAAUCACCAUGUGAACUUUAAACACGUGAACAUUGAUAUAGCACAAGGUUCAGUUGGCUCUGCAUAAAAAUAGGUGGUCGAAAUUGUCUUCAAGAAGCUACUUUUAUGUAGUAAUGUUGUCACUGUAGUGGAAGUAGUGUGAAGUAUAUUUCACAACCUGUACUUUUUUACUUUUACUUGAGUAAAGGAGUUGAAUCAGUACUUCAACUUUUAUUGCAGCAUUCUUUAACACUGGUAUCUGUACUUCUACUAAAGUACAAACUGUCUCUACUUUUGACACCUCAAUGAACAGGUAUGAAAUCUUUAACUGGGGCUUAGGUUUUGUCAAGCCAACUAACACAAACAAAGGGUUGCUGUAUUGAACUUCUUUAUCAAAGAUGUGUCAUCUUAUUACUAGACCUAUUAUUUUCAGAGCCGAUAUCCAAGGAUAGUAGAUUAUAGAUCAAACUGGGAUUGUUAAGACUGGCUGUUAGCCAUAGUCAUGAAUGUAUCCCUAGCUACUACCAGAAUCCAGGAAAAAACAACAGGAGCUACCAAGAAACAAGUACAAAUGUGUUUCCCUUGCAAACUACUGUUUACAAACUACUCUACUACAGGUAGAGGACCACAGGCUUUGAUGUACUUUCAAAUGAAGGAGCAAAGUAGCAGACAACAAUCCAUUUACACAAUAUUGUUUUUUAAUUCUCUGUGUAUCACACCUGCAGCUCAACCUCAAUGGAUAUACCUGCUCUCACUCUACUGUAAUGUAGCAUUUAUUUUAUUGUUCUAAAUGUCCAAAUAAAUUUAAUAGUUGUAAA
Messenger RNA from Maylandia zebra (zebra mbuna), 3936 nucleotides. RefSeq lists its product as uncharacterized. Gene Ontology annotation, biological process: visual perception. Lineage: Eukaryota; Metazoa; Chordata; Actinopteri; Cichliformes; Cichlidae. The record is from RefSeq and is a predicted model, not a curated record.